Molecule: messenger RNA, 3747 nt
Organism: Corythoichthys intestinalis (scribbled pipefish)
Lineage: Eukaryota; Metazoa; Chordata; Actinopteri; Syngnathiformes; Syngnathidae
Gene: g2e3
Product: G2/M-phase specific E3 ubiquitin protein ligase
Exons: 16
Coding region: 88-2292 (734 amino acids)
Cellular component (GO): nucleus
Molecular function (GO): ubiquitin-protein transferase activity
Source: RefSeq, a predicted model, not a curated record
UAUCCAUCAAGAAAACGCACGACCGUAAGAUCGGAAGACAACAAAACUGUAAAGUGACACAUUUUCGAAGGAAACCUUAAAGCCAACAUGAAGAAGAAAGCAAGGCGCUCGCAAGAAGUUCUUGACGCUGGCAAAAUGCUGGACCCGCGUUGCGUUUUGUGCCUAAGCGCCGAGGAUGAUGCCGCCUUGUUUGGGGACAAAAUCACCCUGCAGGAUGACAAAAUCGCUGUGCACUACUUUUGCUUGUUAACGUCGUGCGGUGUUUACCAGCGAGGCAAAGACAGCGAAGGCAUCUUCGGCUUCCUGGUGAAAGACAUCAAGCAGGAGAGUCGACGAUCUGCGCGAUUGACGUGCUGCGUAUGCAAGAAGAAGGGCGCCUGCGUGGGCUGCUACGUGAAAAGCUGCAGAAAGAUGGUCCACUUCCCGUGCGGACGCAAGAACGGCUUUGUGUCGCAGUUCGCCGAAAACUUCCCGUCUUACUGUCCCGACCACAGUCCGUUCCAGUCACUCGGCGUCAACGCUGACCUGAGCCUGCCUCAAUCCUGCUCAGUGUGCUUGGACGCCGUUGACGGGAACCUGUCCUACGCCGUCCUUAAGUGUCCGUCCUGUCACGCUAGCUGGUUCCACCGAGACUGCGUGCAGCGACAAGCGCACAGCGCCGGACUCUUCUUCUUCAGAUGCACUUUGUGUAACAACAAGGACGAGUACCAGCAAGAGAUGCUGCGCAUGGGAAUAUACAUCCCCGAGAGAGAUGCAUCAUGGGAGUUGGAGACCAACGCGUACGCCGACCUGCUGGAGGUUUACAUGCACUGCGACGCCCACGAGUGCCUCUGCGUCAAUGGACGUGCGCACUCUGCCAAGACCGGGUGGUUCCAGGCCAUCCGCUGUCUGCUAUGCGGAUCCAGAGGAACGCACAGGAAAUGUUCUGGACUCAAAGUGGACACCAAUGACUGGGCCUGUCCAGAAUGUACAAAGUGCACUGACGGAAAAGCAUCCCUGGUGGCAUCUCCUCAAGCUGCGCCGAGGAGAGCUCUUGCAUCCAAGCGUCUGCUCCCUGCUACCCCGCUGCCCCUUACCUGCAAAAAACCGUCCUUAUCCUUGGCGUCUCCAGAAGAGCUCCUGCAGGCGUUAACGCCCGUGGCUCAAUUAGCCGAGCUGCUGGUAGAAGUGGUUGACGACCAGGUGCUCCCGGCAGCUCUUGAGCUGGUCAGGCGGCCCGACUUCGACCCCUCGUUACGGCUGUCAUUCAGGUUCUCAUACAGCCGACAGAAUAUGUCGUCCGACGACAUUUUGAGCGACAAUGCGGCCAGAGAGAAGUUCUUCACGUUGAUGACGGAGCAGAUUCAAGAAUCGGACGUGUUCGAAGGACCGCCCGGGUGUAAAAACCUCGCCCUUCUCCCUCAAGCGUUACGCAAUGACUCGUAUUUCGACGUGGGCUGUCUGCUGUCGCUGUCACUGGUGUGUGGUGGUCCGGCGGUGGGCUUCUUCUCACGGGCGCUCUACCAAUGUCUGUUCAACUUCCCGGCCAACCAGCCAUUGGACAUCACGCACUUGACGCAGCACACAAGAAUUGCCGCCUACGUCAAAGCAAUCGCAAUGGCGGAGUCUUUGGAAGAGCUGAGAGACGCAGCGUCGCUCGGCGAGGACUUCCUGGAAGCGGCGGGUUGCAAGCGGCCAAUCGGGAGCUUGAAAGAGAGAGACAAGCUGGUGGAGGAUUUGGUCGGCUUCGCACUGAUUACCAGGAUGCAGCUCCCUCUCCGCAGGUUUCGAGAAGGCCUGCAGACGCUCGGAGUCUUCAAUCAGGUGCAGCUGUUUCCGUCGGUGUUCCGUGACGUGUUCUGCGAGGCGGAUGUGGUGUCAGCGGAGAGGCUGGACAGACUUUUCACGGUGGAGGUGUCGCACGACCAACGACACCUUAGCACGGAGAGCUGCCUGGUGUCCUUCUGGAGGCGCUUCCUGUCGGAGACCGAAGUGGGCCACAGCUCCGUCUCCCUGCAGGACCUCCUCCUCUUCGCCACAGGAUCAUCAAUACUGCCGGCCGCCGGGCUCCUGCCGACUCCCACCAUUUCCUUCCUCCGCCCUCGGGACGGAGUCGAAAGCGACGACGACGAUAAUGAUGAAGCGGAGCAGCUGCGGCGGGAGGAGGGUCUCUUCCCGCAGAGCGAGCCCGAGUCCAACCGGCUUCUGCUGCCUGUCAUCUCCUCCUCCUAUUGGGCUUUCAAACGCGCCAUGGAGCAGGCCAUCAGCCACCGCGUGCUUCUCCUGCCUGGCAACGCAGCACACCAAUACUAAAAGAACAACAAACCAAAAGACAGUAAAUAGUGCUGUACAAUAUGUAUCUGCAAAACCAACCUUCUCUCAAUGUUAUAUAUCAUUAAUGCUUUGUCGACACUUAAGCUCUUAGCAGCUAUGUUGAACUGAGUUGAGGAGUUUCAUCAAUGUAAAAACUAGUGCUGUAUGAUAUGACAAUAUAUAUCGCCAAAACAAUACCAAACUUUGAAUUGACAUUUUACAUGUCUAUCGACAUUAUCACCAUAAAAAAACACCUGUUCCUGCAAUGCACAUUUUGGUCAGCAGAUAAAAACCCAAUGUGACGGGAUUCCAUUGCCAUUGUAGCACCACCAAUCAGCCUCAACACAAUAGUUAGGCAAUUGCUAACCAUACGUGAGUAAUGCAUGCAAUACAAUUGAAAAAUUCAACAUAUAUACUUAUUAAUUAGGGCUGGGCAAUGAUUACACAUUUUCAUUGCAAUUCAUCACUUGAGAUUAACGCAAUCGCAUUGGCGUACACAUAUUUCGAUCAUUACAAAGUUUAUAGUAAAUUUUAUUGUAAAAGCCAAUAGAAAUAUGUAUUACUGAAAACACAAGAUUAGUAGCAUAAGAUUGAUAACAGAUUCAGACAGUCCGAUCAUUAAUUGAUAAGUUAACUUGGUUGUUUUUGCCACAAAUUUGCCCGGCCUUGAUAAUAAUUAUGAACCCUUUGGCUGCCACACAACAAUAGAUGCCCAAUUGUUUUGAACUGGGAGGACUAGCUGUGAAUGCUCAUGCUACAGUGCCACUGACGGCGCUAGACGUCCAAUCCAUUUUGUCAAAAUGGAUUGGACGUCUAGCGCUGCCGAUGAGUUGAUGAUAUGCUAACUUAAUAUACUGUUUCGAAUGUGAAAAGCACAAGUAUCUGUAGACUAUUCGGUAUCUUUGCAUUUGACGUUCUUUUCUGGAUAGUUUUAGGUUGUAGCACUAUUUGAUGCAUUUAACAUUUGCAGCAGGUAACUUAAAUGUCGAUUCAAAUUAAAAAGCUGUCAAAAUUGCUAUUUUUCCACAUAAAUAUACCGUGCAUUUUAUUGUCUCAGAAAAGCGAGAGAAAAUGGCAUGGCAUGAUUUUGUGAUAUAAAUAUAGAUUUAUUUCCCAUAUCACACAGCACUAGUAUUCGUCGUGUGUUCAUUUUAUUGCUGCAUGUUUUUUUCUAUCUAUUUGGAAAGUACUUGUUAUUGUGGUGUGACAUUUAGCAAAAAAAAGUUUUGAAUGUUCUGGGGGCAGCUGUAAUUUUUAGCGGAUAUAUGGAUGAUGAGGGGUCUUCAAAAAAACUAGUAUCGCCGGAAAGCUCCCCUGGAUCCUCAACUUUCGAGAUAGUUAAAGGAAUUCUGGAUUUCUUAUUCAGUAGCUAGGAAUUCUAGCUCUCUUUAUAAAUACCUCAAUUUUCUUACGUUUGUGUUUCAUGUAGUUGCUGUAUGUGUCUUAUUCUUUCAA